Aegilops tauschii subsp. strangulata is the source of this 1218-nucleotide messenger RNA. NCBI's taxonomy places the organism in Eukaryota, Viridiplantae, Streptophyta, Magnoliopsida, Poales, Poaceae. The record is from RefSeq and is a predicted model, not a curated record.
ACAUCUUACAAACUGGCGUCUAUAUAUGAAACACCACUUAUAUAUGAAAUUGAGAAAACAUAAGUUGCGAAGAAUUAUGUUUUUUAUUAGUUGGUUUGCAGACAUCUUUUUAGGGAUAUCAUUUAAAUAUCUUUUGUGAUUUUCAAGAUAGUACUAGCAUGUUGUUAUAAUUGGCUUAUGGGUCUAAUUUUCAAAUAAUUACUGAAGGAGCUUUAUAUCGUGAGCAUGGAGUGCGCCAAGACUACCCAGCUGCCACGGGAGAGGUACCCGAGGCCGCUCAUCUUCCAUGACGGCCGCCUCGCUUUCCUCCCCACCUCAUCUGCCAUGCUUGCAUUCUUCCUCUUUCUACCACUCGGCCUCAUCCUCUCCGUCAUCCGCAUCACCAUCGGCAUCGUCUUGCCCUACAAGAUAAGCUUUGCAGCUGGCGCGUUCUUUGGAGUCCGCUUCCGCACCUCUGGGCGUUGCUCCAUGGGACCCGACGCCAAGCCCAGGGGAGUCUUGUUCGUGUGCACACACCGGACGCUGGUCGACCCACUCAUGCUCACCGCGGCGCUACAGAAGCCCGUGGCGACCGUGACAUAUAGUCUAAGCCGUCUCUCAGAGAUCUUGGCGCCCAUAAGAACGGUGCGGCUGACCCGUGACCGCGACCGUGAUGCCAAAACCAUAUCUCAACUACUAGAGCGAGGGGACCUCGCGGUCUGCCCCGAGGGCACGACCUGUCGUGAGCCUUACUUGUUGCGCUUCAGCUCGCUUUUCGCUGAGCUGGCCGACGACAUGGUGCCCGUGGCACUGGACGCGCAAGUGACAUUGUUGUAUGGCACAACAACGAGCGGACACAAGUGGCUUGACCCCAUAGCGUUCUUGGCCAACCCUGCCCCCUCAUACCGGGUGGAGUUCUUGGGGCCUGUACCACCGGAUCAGACAUGCGCCGGAGGAAGGACCGGUGUUGAGGUGGCAAACUGGGUCCAACAUCGGCUCGGUGAUGCGCUCGCUCCGGCUACAAAGUUCGAGAUACCAAAAGAAGAUGACAGAGGAGCAUCCAAGCGAACAGCAAUCCCUAGGGCAUGCUCGAUCUUGGAGCCGUUGUCGGAUCCACUCCUUGCCAUAGUCGUCCACCACGAACAACGACUAGAAGAUGCAGAUGGCGACCACCGAGUGCAACUCGCAAGCCCUGGUGCCAAGCUACUGAAGAACAAGGAGACAAGGGAUCGGGGGUAG